Molecule: messenger RNA, 2142 nt
Organism: Gasterosteus aculeatus aculeatus (three-spined stickleback)
Lineage: Eukaryota; Metazoa; Chordata; Actinopteri; Perciformes; Gasterosteidae
Gene: thumpd3
Product: THUMP domain containing 3
Biological process (GO): tRNA methylation
Molecular function (GO): RNA binding; tRNA (guanine) methyltransferase activity
Source: RefSeq, a predicted model, not a curated record
AACUAACUGUUCUGCUAUUUUCACCUGCUGCUACGGCUCAGCCGGGGCGCCUAUCACAUUAAAAAGUGCCAGAAUGGCGGCGUAAACGAAGCUCUUUAUCGGUGGCUAACGUUAGCUUGUUGUUGUGUCGUAACAACUUUUUAGCACCUCAAAGCUAACUUCACUAUAGCCAGCUAACGUUAACUAAGGGCUAAGUUACAUGUGCUCCAGCUGUGCUACACAUCAUCCAGGUACAUCUCAUCUGGUGAGGCGCAGCCCACAAACACAGCAUGUCCUCCCAGGAAGGCGGGGCUGCAGAGUCGGGCCUUAACGCAGCUGCAGCAUCCACUUCUCGCUCCGCUAUGAACGAUGGCGACGUCCUUGCUGUCACCAUCGGAGCGACCGUGCCUACAGGAUUCGAGCACACUGCUGCAGAAGAGGUCAAGGAGAAAAUUGGGGUCGAUGCACAAAUCGGGAAAGAUCGUGGUCGCAUCUACUUUCCAAUAACCACCGACAAGCUUUCCCAGGUACAUCUUCUGAGGUCUGUGGACAACCUGUUUGUGGUGGUUGCGGAAUACGAUCAUUACCCAUUCAAAGAAUCAAAGGAAGAGACAUUGACGGAGAUGAUGCAGCUCGCCUCCAAACUCCCCUGGACUGAUGCCUUGGCGGUUUGGAAGCUAAAUGGCAAAUUAAAAAAGAGGAAAGGCUACCGGAAGGGAGGAAAUGUCACCAAAGCCAAAUCCAAUUGUGAGGUGACGGAUGCGGCCGUGGACGACACCGAGCAGCCAAAGCUACCUCAGGCGCUGUCUGCUGCCGGAAGCCAGACUAAAGCAGAGAGCACUGCUGCCAUGGAGACCAGCACCACGGACUCGGAAGAGGCAGAAACCGCGGCCAAACUCCUAAAGUUCCGUGUGACGUGCAACAGGGCCGGUGAUAGGCACAGCUUUUCCUCCAAUGAGGCGGCCAGAGACUUUGGCGGAGCUGUGCAAGAAUUUUUCCAGUGGAAGGCGGACAUGACGAAGUUUGACGUAGAGGUGUUACUAAACAUACACAAUGAAGAGAUGGUGAUCGGCAUCGCUCUCACUGAAGAGAGUCUGCACAGGAGAAACAUCAGUCACUUUGGACCCACCACUCUGCGCUCCACCUUGUGUUACGGCAUGCUCAGGCUUUGUAAACCUCAGGCAUCCGAUAUAAUACUUGACCCAAUGUGUGGGACUGGAGCUAUACCAUUGGAGGGGGCCAUUGAAUUUAACAGCUCAUUCUACGUUGCCGGUGACAACAAUGACAUGGCAGUUAACCGCACAGUAAAUAAUGUGUGUCACAUCCAGAAACGGAUGGCGGAGAAAGGCGGUGCAUCUGGAUUGCCCAUUGACACCAUACAGUGGGAUCUUUGCAAUUUACCCAUAAGAACAGGCUCCGUCGACAUCGUCGUCACUGACAUGCCCUUUGGCAAGAGAAUGGGCUCCAGGAAGAAGAACUGGGACCUUUACCCGUCCUGUCUGAGAGAAAUGGCUCGUGUGUGCACACCAGGAACAGGGAAAGCUGUCUUGUUAACACAGGACAAGAAGUGCUUUACUAAGGCUAUCUCCAGAAUGGGGGGGCUGUGGAAGAGGCUGCACACUGUUUGGGUCAAUGUCGGGGGUUUACAUGCUGGAGUCUACCUCCUCAAGCGGACCGGGGGCGUGUUUGGCCAAACUCCAGAGGAUGUCUAUGAAUCAAGAGGGACAGUUAAAGCUUGCGGGGACGAGAACAGCGACAAGGAGCUCGCUUGAUUCACAUCCUGCGUAGAAGUUCUGAGUUUAUAUUUCAGGCUGUGUAGGAUCAACAUUAUUUAUAUUCUUUUAAUUAUUAACUUUUUUUUAUUUUAUUUGUUCAGGUUCUCUGGUCAAGUUGUCAGAACAUCUUUUGGGAAUCUUUUUUUUGUAUUUUUCAUUUUGGUUAAAUGUCAUGAAUGGCUAACUGGAAAGAGAAAAUAUAUGUUCAUGUUCCGCAGCAGUUGAUUAGUUUUCUCUUUGUUUGAUUGAGGCAGUUCAUUUUUCACAUUGCUGUUCAGAAACCCGCUAAAAAUAGUUUCGCUGCACUCCUCCGACCCGCUGAACCCACUCUGCAAGAACUUCUCAUUGCCAUGUUGGUCUGAUUAAUAAAGAUUUAAACCAAAUGUCA